Messenger RNA from Monodelphis domestica (gray short-tailed opossum), 1485 nucleotides. RefSeq names its product U1 small nuclear ribonucleoprotein C-like. Lineage: Eukaryota; Metazoa; Chordata; Mammalia; Didelphimorphia; Didelphidae. Gene Ontology annotation, biological process: mRNA splicing, via spliceosome; mRNA 5'-splice site recognition; spliceosomal snRNP assembly. Gene Ontology annotation, molecular function: pre-mRNA 5'-splice site binding; zinc ion binding. Gene Ontology annotation, cellular component: nucleus; U1 snRNP. The record is from RefSeq and is a predicted model, not a curated record.
AAGGCAGUCAGAAGCUAUCCCUAAUAGCCCUAACAAGGCCCAUUCAGAAGUUGCUUAUACAUGAAAGGAUCUGGGAUUUCAUGGCACACUCUCUGUGUGGGAAUUCUGUCAAGGCAGACCACAAUAAAUCUACAACAAUAAUGUGCCUUCAAAAGAGAGAGACUUUCAAGUCGAAAGAAGACGUCCAUAAAUAAUUGAACAGUACAGCAUUAGAGGAGAAGAGACCUCGGAGACCAUCCUGAAUUUCCCAACUACAGGAAACUGAGUUUGGUCAGCCCUUCUGAUGGAAGCAUUUCCCCUAGCUUCCUCACACUGACAGCCUCGGUGAAUGAGGUACAGUCAAAGUUAAUGGGUGGGCUAAUUGCCCAGCAUCAUCUUGAGACGUAUAUUCACGGACUUGCGCAGUAAGCUCGAAGCGAACUGAAGUCCCUCAGCUCUGCGGCCCCCACCCAGAGCGAGCUGAGUGCGGUUGGUCGCUCGUUCUCUCUCGGUUUCUGCCGUUUUCUCCCUCCCUCUGUCCCUCCCUCCCUCCUACUUUCCCUCUGUCCCUCCCUCUCGCUCCUUCUCGUUCAACCAGGCGCCUGAAGCAGUUGGCGGCGGUGUGCGGUCCUCCCCAUUUCCUGUGGCUGGGCCCAAGUCCAUCCUUUGGGAUUCCUGCCGCCCGGUCGUCGGUCCAAAGAGCCGGUCCCGUUUCUUCUUAGACGAGCGCAUCCUGAAGUUGGCCUUCCAUGUGGAAGAGUGUGAGGACCCCAGGCCGUCUAUGCUGAAGAUACCCGGGACAGAGUAAGGCCCUGCGGAGCACCAUGCCCAAGUUUUACUGCGAUUACUGCGACACGUACCUCACUCACGACUCUCCAUCCGUGAGGAAGACCCACUGCAGUGGAAGGAAGCACAAAGAGAAUGUGAGAGACUAUUAUCAAAAAUGGAUGGAGGAGCAAGCCCAAAGCCUGAUUGAUAAAACAACCACGGCGUUUCAGCAAGGAAGAAUCCCCCCCAAUCUGUUCUCUGCUCCUCCCCUAGGAGGGCCCAUGAUCCCACCUCCUCACCCUAGCAUGAUGGGACCCCCCCCUCCAGGGAUGAUGCCUGUGGGGCCUCCUCCUGGCAUGAGGAUGCCCAUGGGCGGCCACAUGCCUAUGAUGCCGGGCCCCCCGAUGAUGAGACCCCUUCCUCAUCCCAUGAUGGUGCCCACUCGCCCAGUGAUGCCCAGGCCAGACAGAUAAAAAGGAGGGAAUGGAAGGAAGCUCAUUUCUCAGAUUUCAGAUCUUUGUUCUAUUUCACCAGAAGAGCAUGGUGCUUGGCUUCAGACAUAUUUGUGUUUUUUGUUUUUCUUUUCUUUUCCCCCUUUCCCUUUUCAAACAUAGACAUUCUUUUAUAUCACUGUCACUUUCCAGUGAUCCCCCUUCCUCUGCCCUUCAGUAUAUGCCUCCCCUCUGAUAAAUAAGCACAGUGAAGAAUAAAUAAAUAUAUAUUGGACAUGUCUAAAAA